UAUCUGUCUUUCUGCCUCUGUUUCUCUCUCCCUGUAGGAAACUAAUGAGCAAAUCGCAAUAGCGAAUGUUGCAUUAACAUCAGGAUGAAGUUCUUCGCCGCUCAGUGUCAGCAGGCCUCUUUUGUGCUCCUCUGAGGAUACACACACCCUCGCUUCCACAGAGCCCACAGAGCCGGCGUCACUGGGACGGCUUGAAACUCUUCGCCCUUCUCUGUUUCAUAUACAUCCCCCAUCGUUAGGGCGCUGCUCACCCCAGCCGAAGCAUGUCAUCGGUGGGUGUGGCACGAUCGCAGCGGGAGACGGCCCGCUCCUGCCCGCGCCGUAUAUCUGAAACUUGCCUUGUGUGGCUACUGGGCUUGGCACUUCGCCUGGCGCUAUCCUCCUGCCAGCGGGCAGACCUCACUGCAGCCAAGCACCCUAUGGUCACCACUGGCUAUGGGAAGCUUCGGGGCGUACGCAAGGAGCUGAACAAUGAGAUUCUGGGUCCGGUCGAGCAGUACUUGGGCGUCCCCUACGCCACCCCGCCAGUAGGCGAGAGACGCUUCCAGCCCCCGGAGGCACCAGGCUCCUGGCAGGAGAUCCGUAAUGCUACCCAGUUUGCACCAGUGUGCCCACAGAACAUUCACGGUGUGCUGCCAGAGAUCAUGCUUCCCGUAUGGUUCACCGACAACUUGGAUGCUGCCGCGGCUUAUGUACAGAACCAGAGUGAGGACUGCCUUUAUCUCAAUGUCUAUGUUCCCACAGAGGACGGUCCGCUCACAAAAAAACACGAUGAGUCUUCGAUGAACAGACCGAGGGACGAAGAUAUUAGAGAUCGUCGGAAGAAGCCUGUGAUGUUGUUUAUCCAUGGUGGUUCAUACAUGGAGGGAACAGGAAACAUGUUUGAUGCAAGUGUUCUUGCUGCCUAUGGAAACGUGAUUGUCGUCACUAUGAACUACAGACUGGGCGUUCUGGGUUUUCUGAGCACUGGAGAUCAGUCUGCGAAGGGGAAUUAUGGGCUACUGGACCAGAUUCAGGCUCUGCGAUGGCUCAAUGAGAACAUCGGACACUUCGGAGGAGACCCAGAGAGAAUCACCAUAUUUGGCUCUGGGGCUGGAGCCUCAUGCGUCAACCUUCUCAUCCUGUCCCAUCAUUCUGAAGGUCUGAAACUCUGUUGCCUUGAUCAUCAACACAAAAUCACAUAAUUUAAAGGAAGGUCACCAAAAUAUGAACAGUUAUUCAUUAAGUCUUCUCUAUUUAUUAAAAAAUGCAUUUAAAACUGCAAGUGUGGUUCAUACACAUAUUACCAU
This is a messenger RNA of Carassius auratus (goldfish), 1289 nucleotides long. Its product is annotated as neuroligin-2-like. Lineage: Eukaryota; Metazoa; Chordata; Actinopteri; Cypriniformes; Cyprinidae. The transcript is spliced from 4 exons. The coding region runs from base 264 to 1184 and encodes 306 amino acids. The record is from RefSeq and is a predicted model, not a curated record.